Aegilops tauschii subsp. strangulata is the source of this 843-nucleotide messenger RNA. Lineage: Eukaryota; Viridiplantae; Streptophyta; Magnoliopsida; Poales; Poaceae. The record is from RefSeq and is a predicted model, not a curated record.
AUGCGGGCACAGGCUGAUCCUUGGUUCUCAGAAUACCUACUAAGGAUAGGCAAUGGAACUGAAGAGACAAUUGGCGACGAUUAUGUCCGUCUCCCCGAGGACAUUGUCAUUGGCUAUACCGAGGAUGAAAAAGCUAUUAACAUGCUCAUCGAAGAUGUCUUCCCAUCUUUGCAGGCCAAUGCUAGAUCGAGAGAGUACAUGAGUGCACGUGCUAUUCUUUCAACCAAGAACGAUCAUGUCGAUGACCUGAAUGACAAAAUGAUCUCCAGGUUUCCAGGCGAAGAAAAGUUAUACCAUAGUUUUGACUCAAUUGAGGAUGACUUGCAGAAUAAUUACACAUUUGAUUUUUUGAACUCAGUCACACCAAAUGGCUUGCCCCCGCAUGUUUUGAAAUUAAAGGUCAAUUGUCUAGUCAUUCUGCUCCGGAACCUCGACCCUCAUAAUGAUCUAUGCAAUGGAACACGGCUUAUGACCAGAGCCUUUCAGGAUAAUGCAAUCGAUGCGGAGAUUGUUGGUGGUCAGCAUGCUGGAAAGAGGGUGUUUAUACCUAGGAUCCCUAUGUCACCCUCAGAGGACACCUCACUUCCUUUCAAACUUAAGAGAAAACAGUUCCCCAUCCGCCUGAGUUUUGCCAUGACAAUUAACAAGGCACAGGGUCAGACCAUCCCAAAUGUCGGCAUUUACCUUCCCGAGCCAGUAUUCUCACAUGGGCAGCUAUAUGUUGCAUUGUCAAGAGGAGUGUCGAGAGAGACGACACGGAUUUUGGCCAAGCCAAACAAGGAUGUUGAUAAAUCCGGGAAAAGCACCAAGAACAUUGUCUACAGAGAUGUUUUGGAGAGAUGA